GAGGAUUCGGAUGAUGAAAAUAAACCUGGCGAUGAUAUCUCUGAUGAUGAGGGCCAGCUGCCUCCUGAACACUAUUUGGCCCAAGCAGAGAGCUUGAAUGUCUCCCAGCUUCAACAGCAGCGGUAUAGCGACGGCACCCAGGAAAGACUUGAUGAGACCUGCAUGUACUGGAAUAGACUCAAAUGAGACAGUCUGUUUCCUGUAUGCAUUUUUUGGCUGGUGGUGCGAUAUCCAUCACAGCAAGAAUGGUUGGCACUGCCCAGGCAUUGGAUACAAGAGCUCAUUUGAGUCAUUCUGGAAGUUGUGGCAUCUUGUUCUGAAACAGGAGACGGCGUCAGGACUGAGCAAAGGUAUAAUUGUCAAGGUGCAGGGUGUCAUUGCCAUUGUCACCAAAGAGAAAGGCCUAGAGAUCGACCAGCGGCCAAAGAAAAACAUGUAUAUUGAAAAUGUUGCUGAGUUUGCACGCGCUCUCUUGACCACUACUGAGAUGACAUUUGACUGCAGCUGGCAGUGCAUUCAGAUCCUUUUCUUCUGUCAGCUCACAGCCAUCACUGCAAGCUGUCCAGGGACGCUCCUCCACCUUCGCUAUUGGGACAUAGCUGUCACGGAGCAGGGAUUCUCGCGAGCUGUAUAGCAUGUUGAUCACUUUGGCCUGUUUGGCGUAGGACAUUCACUGAGCAUUCGCUUAAACCCAUCACACACACUAGAUAGCUCGUCGCCGGCAGGCCUGCCUUUUUCCUUUCUCUCCUCAUGUAGAAUUUCGUCAGAUAGUCUACCAAUAUAUAUUCAUAUUGCUCGA
Aspergillus glaucus CBS 516.65 is the source of this 799-nucleotide messenger RNA. RefSeq lists its product as uncharacterized. Bases 98 to 634 code for a protein of 178 amino acids. The record is from RefSeq and is a predicted model, not a curated record. Lineage: Eukaryota; Fungi; Ascomycota; Eurotiomycetes; Eurotiales; Aspergillaceae. The transcript is spliced from 3 exons.